CAAUAAUAAACAAGUGUAAACAACAUGGCGACUUACAUUUAGCCAAGCAGGAUAACGAGUUCAAAUAUUUUCAGUGUAUAUCAUCGGUCCCUCAAACAUAAAUAAUGGCAGCAUUCAAUUAUAAAGACCUCUGCUUGCAAACAUCCUGGGUAGAGAAGAUUACAGAUUUUACAAUUGACAAGGGCUGGGUUGCAGGGGCUUUCUUUUUGGGCCUGUUCAUUGGUGGUCUUAUCACAUUCUUCAUUGUACCACCUUGUAUUCGAGAUUGGGAGAAAAAGAAGAAUGCUGACCUAUUUAAGAGGCAAGAUGAAGAAGAACUGAUUGCAAAUGAAGAAGCUGCUACUAAAGCUGACCUGAAAAAGGAAGAAGUAAAGGAAGCCAAAGCUGAUGGGAAGCCAUCAGAUGGGAAGCCAUCUAAAUUGUCAGCCGCUGCUGCAUUCUUCCAACGCAAGAAGAAAUCUGGGAAAGAUACGGGAACAACACCAGCUAAAAGUUGGGUGGAACCUGAGGGUGACUCAAAAAAUGUGUCUACCAGUACUGCAUCUGUGGGAAUGGUGACUGUGCUUACAAUGACAAACAGUGGUCAGGCGGAUACUGAAAUGGUGAAGCAAGAUUUGUCUGAUAUCCAAAAGAUGGACACAGAUCAGAAGAAAGUGAAGGACGAUAUGAAGAUGAAGAUGUUGAAGAUGAGCUUGCGCAAGAUGAAGGGCAAAGGUCAGAUAGGGGACCCCUACCUUGCAGACUUCGCACAGAAGAUCAUUGACCAGCGUCAUGGCAACGAGGAGAUGAUCACCUUGGAGACCAAGGAACAAGAGCAGGAGCUGAACCUGAAGCACAAGAAGAACCCAGCACAUCUACAGCAGGAGCUUGACCUGCUCAACAUACGCAUGAACGCUAAGCGGAAUCAGCUUGACAAGGAUGAAGAUGGAUGGAUCAGAUCAGAACUAAUACGCACCUCCGGGCUCUCAGAAUCUGAGGUGGAUGAACUGCUGGAGAAAUUGAAGGCAGACAUGGCGGAGCUGGAGAGACGUCAGGGACUAGAGCAGCUGAGGCAGGCUCGGCACUUAGCAGAGAGGCUUGAAAAGCGUCGUCAGCUGCUGGAAUUCCACCGUCUCCAGGAGCAACAAGGCGCCCAGGAAACCAUUGACGACGUGCAGGCUUUUGAGGAACCCCUCAGCAAGCUGGUCGAGGAGGGAAAGCUGAUUGACAGGCAGAAACAGGAGAUCCUGGAGGAGCACGAUCAGAACUUGAAGAAUCUCCUGAAGUCACAACAACUAGAUGCCAUGAGGCUCCAGAGGGAUCUUGCAGAGAAACUGAAGCAGCGGCGUGAGGCCCGCAUGAGGAAACUGGACGAGAAGCAGGAGAAGGAGCAAGCAGUCUUCCUGUCAAAGGCAGAGAAAUCAACCAGCACCACUGAGUUUGUGAAUGGUUACCAGAAUCUGCUGGAGCAGCAACAGCUGGAGGUGGAGGCUGCAGAGACGGAAGUGGAUCAGACAGAGUUAGAAGAGCUGGAGAAACUUGCACAGGACCUGGAUGCCAAAAGGGCCAAUCAGAUCAAGGAGUUGGCGGACAAGAUGGUUCAGUCUGUGACGCGGAUAGGACAGCUGGGGGAGGGCGACGCCAAGCGUAUCAUCAAGCUGCACAACAUGCGCAUGGACGCGCUCAAUAACAGACGCAAGGAGGAGCAGCAGUUGAUGAGGGCCAGGUUGCAGGAACGCUGGCAGCAGAGACUCAAGAAAAUUGAGUUGGAUGAAGUUGCGAGUCAGAACGAGCGAGAGGCUAUCAUUGAGCAACAGGACAACACAGUGAAACGUGUCCUCAACAGUAACCUUGACCUUACUGAAGAUGCCAAAGAAAAAAUUCUGAAAGAACAUGAAAGGAACAUGGUGGCCCUUAAUAAUCAGCUCUCCCGUAGCAAACUGAGGCAGAAGAUGAGUCUGGAACAGAAGCUGAGCCAGCGCCGGGCCAGACUGGUUGAGAUCCAGGCCAAACAGGAGGCUCUGAAGGCAGAGAAGAAAGGCCUGUCAGACAAGGAGAUGCAGAAACUCCAGGAACAACUGGAUCAGGAAGUGCUGCUCUUUGAGAAGGAAAGGAAAGAGGCUGAAAACAACUUAAGGAAACAGCUGGCUGCGGAAACUGAGGCAGCUCUGUCCCAGCAAGAGAAGGGACUAGCGGCUCUCAUUGGACGAUUAGAGGUGGGACAGGCUAGGAGAAUGGCAGUUUUACAGAAGCAGGAUCAGACUCUAAAAGACUUACAGCCUGAAACUUUGAAGGAAAAUCUUCAGAACAGCAUUGACAGUGGCCGACUGUCGGCCAACAAAGCAGACCAAAUCAUUCAGCAACACUAUAACCAGGUGGAGCAUGUCAAUGAAAGGUUACAGCGCAACAGAGAGCAACAAGAGGCCGUCAUACAGGAGAAGAUUCAGGCAAAACGAUUCAUGAAGGAGAGGGAACUUCAAGAUCAGCUGCGAAGAGAAAAAGAGGAACUGAUGAUGACACGUAAGAAAGCAGGAACUGGGAUGGCCAGUCAGAUCCUGAAUGCAGCCCUGAUGGAGCAGCGUCACAAGAAGGCGAUGGAGGACUUGGAGAAAGAGAUGCAGGUGGAGCUUGAGAGGUGCAGGGAUGAACUGAACAACCAACUGCAGUCGUCCUUGGAGAAAGAGCUUGAAAGUCACAAGGGUCAGUUCUUGAAUGAGUUGGCGGCGGCCACAAAGACAUCUGCCCAAGAAUUACGCCAGGCCAAUACUCCGUCUGCUAUGGGACGCCCCGGUUCAGCCACCAGACUGGGUCAGCUCGAGAAAUCCCGGUCCACCCUGGGCACAAUGGAGGAAGACUCAGAUGAUGAUAAUUACCCGAAACCAUCAUACCCUCGACCAAAAUCUUCCGUUGGAUCAAAAGCUGAAAGCAGAUUGGCGAACUUGGACACAUCAAAACAAAAGAAGAAAAAUACAUUUGGUCCUCAGCCACCUCGUCAAGCUUUUGGAACAUCAACUGGGGAACAGGUCCAUGGAAUGUGGGAUUUUGACGAUGAAAUGCUCUAGGUCAAUGAAAUGCUCUAGGUCACAAUUACUACGCUUAAGGUCACUUUUGGAGCAUUUUUAUGUUCCCCACCACUAUAGUGGGGGACAUAUUGUUUUUGCCCUGUCUGUUGGUUUGUUGGUUUGUUUGUUUGCGUCAAACUUUAACAUUUGCAAUAACUUUUGCAAUAUUGAAGAUAGCAACUUGAUAUUUGGCAUGCAUGUGUAUCUCAUGGAGCUGCACAUUUUGAGUGGUGAAAGGUCAAGGUCAAUGUCAUCCUUCAAGGUCAAAGGUCAAAUAUAUAGCUUCAAAGCGGCACUGAAGGGGACUAGUGUUUCUGACAAACACAUUUCUUGUUUUUCCAUAUUUUUCUAGAAGAACCCAUAUAGAUGCCUGUAUUGUGUUUUCGAAAGAACAUUAACACAAAUUUGUGACUUGCUGUUAUGUCCAAUGUUGUAUCAUGUCUUCUUAAUCAGGCUUCAUGUUCAAACCUCAUAUGAUCUUAUGUUUGAUUUGUGCAAACAGUGAAAUGUUCUGCAGUAAAAAUGAAGUCUGUAAAAAGACUGUUUGGUCACUGAUUUUUUUUUAGUUAUUCCUAUUGUUUACAAUGCUGCAAAAAUAUCCUGAAUGUAAUCCAAUGUUUUAUAUUUGCAUUUUUACUUUAUGUAUUUCACCUAUGAACCCCUUUGUUUUUGUUCACAUGACAUACAUGUAUACAUUAUCAUUUUAUGAUAAAUGAUUUUUUUUUUACAAAAUCUGUGAUAUUCAAUGUUUUGAAGAGUUUAAAUUGUCACAUACUUUUGUAUGUACAUGAUGUCUUAACUUUUGUAUUUAUUGUUUUAGUAAGUUAUAAAAUAUGUUGUUUUUAAAUUUCUUUCCUUACUAGGGAGAAUUUUUCUUUUCUUCAUGUUAUUUCAAGAUUAUUAAUUUCCUUGUAAAGUUAAGAAAAACACACAAACUUUAUAAGUACAUUUACAAGCUUUAAAUGUGGUUUUGCGGUUGUUUUCUUGUUCGAAUUUAAAUAUUUUAAUUGCCCUACAAAUAUUUUGUUCACAUAAAAAUAAGUGUGAGUUGCAAAUGUGUUAAGUUGUUCAAUGUGUUAUGUAAGAUAUAACAUAAAAAUUUAUUUUUUGACGAUUAUUUUAUUUAUGUUUAAACAUUUUUCUAACCUUUUUUUAGUUGUAACUGAAUUGUCAGUAGUGUGAAACAGAUAAAAAUGGCCAAUAUUUUACUUUCUUAAUUAACCCUUACAGUGCGGGAACCGAGUUGUGAAGGCCUUUGCAAACAGUUUGGAUCCAGAUGAGACGCCACAGAACGUUUGCCAAACUGUUUGCUAUUCUGAUAGUAUUCUUUGAAAAAAAAUCGUAGAAAAUGCUAAUUUUAGAAAUUCAGCAGACGACAUUUUAGCAGACGACAAAUUUCCCAGCAUGCAAAGGGUUAAAAUCAUGAUCUCAUAGACCAAUACAAAACAUGUUUUAUUAUAAAUUUGUUGUCAUAAUAAUGUAAUCAUGGUGCAGGAUCAACAGGGUUUUCAGGGGUUUACACACGGGCUGGAAAGAAUGAACUCACCGUUAAGAACUUUAUUUUUGCAAAUAUUUCAAGUUACUGUAAUACAUUUGCAAAAUAUCUUUAGUGAAUAAGACAGUUUUUCUUGCACUUUGUGACGAUAUCUUAAGAUUUAAGAAUUAAUCCUAGAAACGUCUGAAAUCGGUGGCAAAAUUUCACGUUGCUUGCUGCAUAACCUUUGAAAUGAAUUCUGUAUAUUUUUAAUUUAAGAACACAAGCUUAUUUAAUAAAUUAAUUCGGAUGUAUUUCACAUUGCCAUAAGCAACAUAAAACUGUUUUUUAUGCACUAGUUGAAAUUCUUAAGAAAAAUUGUUUUGAAAAGUUAUUUGAAAUAAAGCACCUCUUACCGUGGUGUUUACAUCCAUCAAAGUUAAAAGGGGGAACCCCACAAAGUCACGUGAUCCUGCACCCGGGUAUUCAAUGUUAGUCCAGUGCUCAAACAAAGUGUUCUGCUUUGGUACUUUUUAGCUAUUUGCAAUUAUUUUAUAUAAAAACCAUUAAAAAAACCAUGACUGUGUGACAUAAGCUAAUCAAUACAAGGCCUCCUUUCAUGUGCAGGUCUGUCAACAUACCCAUUUUUAUCUGAAUCUCGUGUUAUUGUAAUAGUUGUUACUGACAUGUUAGUAAAUUGAUUAUCAGCAUGGUGUUCUCUACAAAUGUUACACAAAUUGAAAAUCUGCUUGUAUUUUAAUUAACCCUUUCCCACUCAGAAGCAAAGUGAAAAUGGCUAUGUGCAAACAGCAUAAAACCAGAACAGCCUUCGAGUAAUUGGCAGUCUGUUCAGGUUUUAUGCUGUUUGGUGCUUUCAGUAUCUAAGGGUUGGAAAUGAAGCAUUUAAAACCUGAAUCUAGUAAGAAAGGUCUUUAAUUAAAUUUAACUUCUAAAUGGACUACAAGUGCGUCAAAGCAUGUAUCUAAGUUGCUAAGGGUUAAACACCACCUGCUAUGGUGUAGAGGGUGUUAUAGUUUAAUUACCACGGACAUCUGUCUGUAAACAUGAACUUGUCUCACAUUUAGCACUCUAAUCUUUUCAGCGUGCAAACUUGCAUGCCUCGUACCUUGAUAAAUGAAGUUGUGGAUAUAGCAUAGAGCAUGAAGUUCUAGUGACUUAUACAUUACGCAUCACUUGUUUUAUGUAGCAUGUACACAUAUACGUUAGUAUUAUUUAUUUAUCUUUACUAAAUUUGUUUCCUAGUUUCUGCUUUCUACCAUAUGUUACGCUAUUUUAAUGACGAGAUAAAUGCUGAUAAUUACAUGUAGUAUAUUUAAAUUAUUUAUUACUUGUUAUAAAUGUAAUACGUCUUUUUACUUCCGUCUUGCUCACUGCAAUAAAAGAAAAUAAACUAUGGAGAUUACUGUCA
Messenger RNA from Dreissena polymorpha, 5944 nucleotides. Its product is annotated as plectin-like. The coding region runs from base 105 to 3041 and encodes 978 amino acids. The record is from RefSeq and is a predicted model, not a curated record. NCBI's taxonomy places the organism in Eukaryota, Metazoa, Mollusca, Bivalvia, Myida, Dreissenidae. The transcript is spliced from 27 exons. Gene Ontology annotation, biological process: smoothened signaling pathway.